UUAAAGGACACCAGUGCAAGCUCUCCGAGUGGACAGACGGGUCCCACUUGGGAUGCUACCCAGCCAGGCAACUUCUUCCAGAAAAUUAUGAACAGCAUGGAGUAUAUGGGGGCCCAUUUAGCCUUUAAAUCACGCUGGCACAAGACAGAUGAGGAACUCUGUCGGCACAGCAUGUCCUUCAUCCUGCACAAGGCAAUUAGGAACGACUUUUUUCAGAGUUACCUCUACCUGCUGGAGAAGCUGCCGCUGGUCAAACUUUAUGCUCUGACAAGUGAAGUCAUCAGUGGUGAGAUGCAAUUCUAUGCCAGAGCCAAAAAAUUCUACAGGGAGGUGCCAGCAUCAGAAGAGGGCAUGAUGGGCGAUUUCGUUGAGUUGACCAACAUAGAUAUUGAGUCUUCUAGGGAAUUCCUUAGGAGUGUUGUAGGGGGACCUGGCAAAACUGGCACUGACUUUGCCCUCGACUGUGGCUCGGGAAUUGGUAGGGUCAGCAAACAUGUUCUCCUUCCCUUGUUCAAACAUGUGGAGCUAGUGGACAUGAUUGAUAAUUUUUUGGCAGAAGCUCAGAGAUACUUACAGGGCCAGGGAGAAAAAGUGGACAUGUACUAUUGCUGCAGCCUCCAGGAAUUCAUACCAACUCCCAGAAAAUACGAUGUCAUCUGGAUUCAGUGGGUUUCAGGAAACCUGACAGAUAAAGACUUACUGGGUUUUUUUAUCCGCUGCCAGAAGGGCUUGAAGGAAAAUGGCAUUAUCAUUCUCAAGGACAACGUGGCCCGGGAGGGCUGUGUCCUGGAUCCAUUGGACAGCAGUGUAAUCCGAGAUCUGAACAUCCUCAGCAGCCUCAUUGCAAAGAGUGGACUCACCAUCCUGAGGCAGCAAAAGCAAGAAGGCUUUCCAGAGCAGUGUGUACCUGUUUGGAUGAUAGCCAUGCAGAAGAAAGAUACCAGGAAUGGGGUGUCGUAGUAAGAGCUACCAAAAUGGGGCUGGAACUCAAGGGUUAGGAAUCAAGGGAGAGAAAAGGAAAAUAGAAAAGGUGCACUCCGAAUGCCAUUAAUAGCUCCUCCGCUUCCUGGGCUACUGCUAUAACAAUGGGAGCCUGUCUCAAAAUGACCCUGAAAGCAAAUCA
Molecule: messenger RNA, 1123 nt
Organism: Elgaria multicarinata webbii
Lineage: Eukaryota; Metazoa; Chordata; Lepidosauria; Squamata; Anguidae
Gene: NTMT2
Product: N-terminal Xaa-Pro-Lys N-methyltransferase 2
Exons: 4
Coding region: 88-960 (290 amino acids)
Biological process (GO): N-terminal protein amino acid methylation
Cellular component (GO): cytoplasm
Molecular function (GO): N-terminal protein N-methyltransferase activity
Source: RefSeq, a predicted model, not a curated record